Molecule: messenger RNA, 6475 nt
Organism: Oncorhynchus tshawytscha (Chinook salmon)
Lineage: Eukaryota; Metazoa; Chordata; Actinopteri; Salmoniformes; Salmonidae
Product: zinc finger and BTB domain-containing protein 34
Exons: 2
Coding region: 689-2209 (506 amino acids)
Biological process (GO): regulation of transcription by RNA polymerase II
Molecular function (GO): DNA-binding transcription factor activity, RNA polymerase II-specific; RNA polymerase II cis-regulatory region sequence-specific DNA binding; protein binding
Source: RefSeq, a predicted model, not a curated record
AUGUGAUGCAGCCUGGAUUCGAACACAGAACCUCCCCGCUUUCUGCCACUGAUGGGCAUUGCCAGAGCGAUGGGCAGCUCCGUUGUCCAUGAUGAUAGAGUAGUUGGGUCCCAUGGCAUGUCCUGUCAGAGUGGCGAUGGUAAACAGCUGAGGAGACACCUCACCUACCGCCUUCUCUCUCAUCUCACAAAACACGUCGACCUUCACCAUGCGUUCAUCAGCAUCUGUGUUUCCUACAUGAACCCUGCGACUCGCACCGGACACCACCAACUACGUAGCAGCCCAUAGCAUCUCUCACUAUUGAAUACAAGCGGUUGACGUCAACAACCCUCAUCGAAUAUUCAAAAAUAAUUACAAUAAUGCAAAGAAAGAAUAGGCUGGAGCUUGACAGCCCGCGGUGCCGCUUUGUGGACAACGAUUCCGAUUGCUAGGGCGGAGGGACAUGCAUCUUGCCAUUAUAUCCACACUAUUUGGUAUCUCGUCAUUAUAUCCAAAUCUCUGCCCAGACAGAAUCAUUGGCAGGUCGGGCUCGAAACAUAAUACACUUCCGGUUGCAUAAAAAAAUUGCAGCUACCGACACAGCUGGAGUGGGGGAGGCCUUCCUCUAGUGAAAGCGAGCUACUGGGGGGAAUGGGUGACGUUUGAUCGGGAAAAGGUUGUCUACACACUGGUAAGCCAUAUCCAAGAGAUGGAUGACGGCAGCGCCUACAUAGAGUUUGACGUGCCAGAGUUCAGCAACACCGUCCUCAACCAGCUCAACGACUUGCGUCUCCAGGGGAAGCUAUGUGACAUUAUCGUUCACAUCCAGGGCCAACCGUUCCGGGCCCACAAGGCCGUGCUGGCGGCCAGCUCACCGUACUUCCGCGACCACUCAGCCCUGGGAACCAUGAGCGGCCUGUCCAUCUCCGUCAUCAAGAACCCUGAUGUGUUUGAGCAGCUGCUGGCCUUCUGCUACACUGGCCGCAUGUCCCUGCAGCUCAAAGAUGUCAUCAGCUUCCUCACAGCAGCCAGCUUCUUGCAGAUGCAGGCCGUCAUUGACAAGUGCACCCAGAUCCUGGAGGGAAUCCACUCCAAGAUCAGCAGCGCCACCAGCCCAGACGAGGGCUCCCAGGCCAGCCGCAACGGUGUUAAAGACAGCAGCCUCUUCAUCAACCCCACACAGAUCUCCCCCCCUUACUACUCCAGACACAGCAUAGAGGCCCGCUCUGAGCUAGCAGCAGGGAAAGGCCAUGGCAGGGCGCGGCACCAGGAGGAGGGUCAGUCAGACCGCGGCAGCAGUGACGGUGUGUCAGAGCAGGAGGCAGCCACGGAGGGAGAGACUGAGCAGGUGGAGCUGAUUGGGAAGGACGGCCAGGUGACAGACGUGCAUGUGAAGCUGGAAAAGACGGACCGGCCCAGCUACUCCGACAGCUCCUCGGCAGGCGACGAUGGCUACCACACAGAGCUGGUGGAUGGAGAGCAGGUACUGGCUGUCAGUGUGGGCUCCUAUGGUCCUGUCAUCCAGGCAGCUGGCUACACUUACUCAGGCCUGUCAUCUCCCUGCUUCGUGAGCCUCAGCAGCUCCAGCCCCUCCCGCUCCAUGCUCAGUGGCUUCAGGGGCGGCCGGGCCAGAGCCAAGCGCCCCCCUGUAGCCGUCCCAGCAGAGGUCCUGAGUCAGAUCAAACCAGGAAACGCAGAGGACAGCAGCGAAGCAGUGUUGGGUCAAGCAGGCUUUGAGAAUGACGUCCAGGAACGGAGCCUGCGCAGCCAGUGGUACCCCUACAACGAGAGGCUCCUCUGCAUCUACUGCGGCAAGUCCUUCAAUCAGAAGGGCAGCCUGGACCGCCACAUGCGCCUGCACAUGGGAAUCACACCCUUCGUCUGCAAGUUCUGCGGCAAGAAGUACACUCGCAAGGACCAGCUGGAGUACCACAUCCGCGGCCACACGGACAACAAGCCCUUCCACUGUCAGAUCUGUGGCAAGUGCUUCCCUUUCCAGGGAACCCUCAACCAGCACUUGAGGAAGAAGCACUUGGGGGCCACAGAGGGCACCAAUCACAUGGACUCUCCAGAGAGAACGGAGGGGAGCUCUGGUCAGAAAGACCCAGAGGAUGCCUCUGAGGGUAUGGCCUUUGAGACGCAGUAUGUUGAGGAGGCUCCGGCCACUGACAUGGAGGAGAGCUCAAAGUGUAGCCCUGAGGAAGCCCAGGCAUCCAGGUGUGAUUUUUAGGCCCCUGUUCUGGUUGAGGAAGCUUUAACAUGUUUUGUUUUUGUUGUUUUUUUAUGUUUAGAAUUUAUUUUGGAAGCGGCUCCUUCAAAUGUUGCAUCUACCUUGUACUUCCAGGUUUUCUGCCUGUCCAUUUUUAGUGAAAGUAGAAACAUAGAAGAAGAAAAAGGUGCUUUUUAAAAAUAGAUUAUUUCAAAAGGAAGGAGAAUCAACUUGCUAUUGAUAAGGUGGCCUCAAUAAUCAAGGCCUCCUUGUUGUUUUUGUUUUCUCUUUAAUCUUUCCAUGUUUUUAAAACAUAUUUACAGAGUAAUAUAGGCAUGUUGCAAUAAUUGAUAAUAUGAAAGCUCUGCUGCUUGUCACAAGUUUUUACCUGACCUGUUUUUGCACAUGUGGCCAAAGGUGGUCACUUUACUCACAAGGAAUUAUUUUUCUGCAAGUGCAAAGCUUCAUGUGACAUAUCUGUUCAAUACCUCAUGAUACAACUACAUACUCAUAACAGACAGUAUUUUAUGAAACUCCACCAGGUUCUACCUCAUAGCUAAGAACCUAACAGGAACAGAAGUGUUUUCCAUUUUAAAAAACAAACCGUUUUGUUUUAUGGUCUAUGUGAUAUAUUUGCCAAACUCUAAGAAGAACAAUCCUCAGUCUCAACACAACGCCUUGAUACUGUAGACUAAUGUUCCUUGCUGGUUGUAUGAACUCUGGACCUUGUCCAUCAGUUCAUGGUCAACAAGGAUGUAAUGUGGUCGAAGAAAGGAUUUGCUAUAUUUAAGCAAUAAGACCCGGGGAGGUGUGGUAUAAGGUCCAUAUACCACGGUUAAGUGCUCUUCUUACGCACAACGCAACGCAGAGUAUAUUGGCCAAAUACCACAAACCCUUGAGGUGCCUUGUUGCUGUGAUAAACUGCUUACCAAUGUAAUUAGAACAUUUACAAAAUAUUUUAGGGGUCAUACCCAUGGUAUAUGGUCUGAUAUACUAUAGCUUUCAGCAAAUCAGCAUUCAGGGCUCAAACCACCCACUGUAUAAUGGUGUAUAAGAAAUAUUAAGUAUGUUGUAUGUUUGCAUUGAGCAAGCUCAAGGACAGUGGAUAGAGUACAAUAGUAGAACACAAUACAUUACAUGAUUUCCACUGUCUCUAUAGCCAAGAUCUAGUUUGCUUUUCAGAACACACAGGAGCAGAUUCCACUUAUCGGUCUCUUUUUUUACCCAGUGAAGGUCACAUGCAGUUGGCCAUGGUGUGUUUUACAGAUGUGAUUCUAUCUAUUAAUCGACAUGGGAUCAAUGAUUGAGCCUGACACAGUGAAAUCAUUGGAGUGUCUUCCAUUCUGAUGGUGUUUAGUUAAUUAUUCUCAACCUGUUUUUGUGAAACUGUUUUUUAUCUGUGUGGAGAUGAUGCUCAGUGCAGAGUUCCCCUCAUUAGCUUGGCACAGCAGGCGCAGCGCUGCCCUGGAUCUGUGCAUGGAAUCAAUAUGCUCACAGUAUGCAAACAGGGAGAAGGGAAUAUCCGCCAUCUUGUCAUGGCAGUUUUUGUUCACUCCAUUUCAUGAGAACUCUUGUUCUGCUCUUUUGUUUUAAUUGACUGUUUCUGCCCUUUCCUGAUCAGACACAACUAUUGAGAUGAGGUGAUAAAAUGGGAAAGCGUGUAGUCUCAUUGAUGCUUCAUUAGAAAUUAAGAGUUUGAUGGACAGAGGGUAGAGGGUUGUGAGAUGAGGUUGUGAACCAAAGUAAUGGUGCACAGAUAGUGGCAGUUAAAGUUAAGAGCAGUGGUGACUGGUGACCAUCAGUUUAUUGUGAUAAAAAUAGGCUUUUUAAUAGUCAAUGAUCAAAUUAUUACUGCAUCAGUCAGUGUAUGUCCAUUUGACAACAGAUUGGUAGCUAGCUUUUUCAGUGUUAAUUGGUAAAUAAUAAUCAAAGGGCACUGCUGGCAUCGGGGAUGGUGCUCUGCUUGUUUAGAGAUUAGCUGGGCUUUCAGGGCUUAGCAGUUGGAUGAAUGUCAUUUGACCACAUUUCACAACUUUUGUUAAAGAUUCCAUUUUUCAUAUCGUCAUAAGUCACUAAUGCACACUAUGGUUGGGGCGGGAGGUAGGCUGUGUUUGUCAGAUGUAUAUUGCAUUACAUGGCUAAGCAUUACAAUGCCAUGGCAUAGUUUAGGUGGCGAAUGGGAUUUCAAUAUUCUUAUUGUGUGAUAAUGCUUCUAAGUGCAGUAGUUUUUAAUAAUAUGGGCCUAAAUUCUGAUAAUUAUUGCUCUAACGUCCUAGCCCAGAUCAAGCUCUUUAUUUGGUAGGUGUGGUUAAGAUCAGGUGGAAAGCUGAUCCUUAAAAAGCACUUUUUGUCAACAGUAAUUUUGCUCCAUUACCCCUCUGCUUGCUGACUUGCUAUUUCAGCAGUGAGUUGCCAUUCUUGUAUCCUGUUAUCUUUUAGUUUUUACACAUGAACACACAAAACUAUAAUUUAGAGAGAAAUGUCCCGAAAAGCCCAGAGGUCCAGGUGGGUGUGGACAAGAUAAUUUCCUCUUCAUUUAAUGUAGCACCACCAUUUACUAUUCCUGUUUGUUAUUUUUCGGUUGUUUGCUGCAUCUUUUUUUUAUCACAUUACCAUCCCCUUGCCUUUGGCAGAACUUGGUUCUGUGAUUUUGUUUUCAUAUUGGUAUUGUGCAGUUUUGCAUGUAUUUCCAUAUUGUGUAAUGUUAGGUCACCAAUGCAGUCUUUUCUCCACUGAAUGCUCACUACACAUGUGGUUAGCUCAUUGUUUCACCAGAUACUGUUGGAAACUCUUCCGUUUACAACCAAAAGGACCCUUCUGUGAUUCAGUGAGUCAUCUGAUUCACUGUCUCCAUGUCUUGUUGCUGAUCAGUGACAGGCCCUUCCCUUUUUGUUUUAUUUUUGUAUUUCUCCAUCAACAGAACAUAUGCUUGACAGUGUUGUCCAAAGUCAGCCACAAUCUAUUUUCCUCUGUCUUGGAUAAGUCUGGGAUAUUUAUGUUAUGCUCUGCGUGUUAAUGCACUCUGCACAUUUGCAGAACCAUAUCUGUAAAGUCUUAACCCUGCUCUUAUUGAAUCUGUCCCUCUGUCCCCCUACUGAUUUUAGAAUGGGGAAUCGACACUGAACAAAGUUAUAAAUGCAACCAUUUUUUAUUUUACUGAGUUACUGUUCAUAUAAGGAAAUCAGUCAAUUUAAAUAAAUUCAUUAGGCCCUAAUCUAUGGAUUUCACAUGACUGGUAAUACAGAUAUGCAUCUGUUGGUCCCAGAUACCUUUUUUAAAAAAGGGGGUAGGGACGUGGAUCAGAACCAGUCCGUGUCUGGUGUGACCACCGUUUUGUCUUGUGUAGUGUGACAAAUCUCCUUAGCAUAGUGUUGAUCAGGCUGUUGAUUGUGGCAUGUGGAAUUUUUUCCCAAUCUUCUUCAGUGGCUGUGCGAAGUUGCUGGUAAUUGUCGGGAACUGGAACACGCUGUCGUACAAGCCGAUCCAGAGUAUCCCAAUGCUCAAUGGUUGACAUGUCUGGUGAGGUAAUGGAAAAACUGGGACAUUUUCAGCUUCUAAGAAUUAUGUACAGCACCACAAUGGGCCUCAGUAUUUAAGCAUGUUAUCUCUGUGCAUUCAAAUUGCCAUUGAUAAAAUGCAAUUGUGUUUGUUGUCCUUAGCUUGUCUACCAAUACCCCACCCCCACCCUGGUACACUCUGUUCACAAUGUUGAUAUCAGCAAACCGCUGGCCCGCAUGACACCAUGCAUGCGGUCUGCAAUCUGCCCGGUACAGUUGAAACCGGGAUUCAUCCGAAGAGCACACUACUCCAGUGUGCCAACUGCAGUCAGGUCAAGACCCUGGUGAGGACCACAAGUACGUACAUGAGCUUCCCUGAGACAGUUUCUGCAGAAAUGUUUCGCUUUUGCACACCCACAGUUUCAUCAGCUAUCCUGGUGGCUGGACUCGGGCGAUCCCGCAGGUGAAGAUGCCGGCUGUAGAUGUCCUGGGCUGGCAUGGUUACAUGUGGUCUGCGGUUGUGAGGCCAGUUGGAUGUACUACCAAAUUCUCUAAAAGGACGGAGGCGGCUUAUGAUAGAGAAUUAACAUUGAAUUCUCUGACAACGGCUCUAAUGGACAUUCCUGCAGUCAGUAUGCCAGUUGCACGGUCCAUCAACUUGAGACGUGGCAUUGUGUUGUGACACAGCUCUACAUUUUAGUGGCUUUUUAUUGUUCACAGCACAAGGUGCACCUGUGUAAUGAUCAUGCUGUUUAAUCAGCUUUUUGAUAUGCCACACCUGUCAGGGGGA